This is a messenger RNA of Exserohilum turcica Et28A, 1020 nucleotides long. RefSeq names its product carbohydrate esterase family 5 protein. Gene Ontology annotation, molecular function: hydrolase activity. Lineage: Eukaryota; Fungi; Ascomycota; Dothideomycetes; Pleosporales; Pleosporaceae. The record is from RefSeq and is a predicted model, not a curated record. The transcript has 2 exons. Bases 1 to 1020 code for a protein of 339 amino acids.
AUGUCCUUCAGCAUCCGCAACACGCUCGCUCUGGGCGCCCUCUCCGCCCUCGCCGCGGCGCAAACCACGCCUCCCAAGCUCGACGCUCCCUGCGCCGAUGUAGUCAUCUUCAUGGCCCGCGGCAACGAUGCGCCGUACCACGACGGGCGGACGUUCCCCUUUGUCGAGGCCACGUGCGGCAAGUUGACGGCCGAGGGCAAGACUUGCGACUACAUGGACAUCCAGUUCGACGUCACGCUCGGCGGAGACUACUGCGCCCAGGUUGCAGAGGGCGCCCGCAACGGCAUCUCGCAGAUUACUGCGUUCCAGCAAAAGUGCCCUUGCACGCACAUUGUCGUCAAUGGCUACUCCGAGGGCGCACACGUCGUCGGUGAUGUGCUUGGUGGACCGGGUGGCUGCACGUUUGUGUCCAACGGCCUGGACAGCACUUCGCCCGCCGGCAAGGCCAUUGCUGCGGCCCUCCUCUGGGGAGACGUCAUGCACACGGCCAACCAGCCGUACAACGUUCUCGACGGCGCCAGCAAGCAGAAGAACCCGCGUUCGGCUGGUGAUCUCGCUCGUCUGAACCGCUAUGCUCCUGUGCUCCGCUCCUACUGCGCGGCUGGCGACCCAGUUUGCGCUGGUGGCAGCAUCGUGGCCGACCACCUCAACUACUUUGAGCUGUACACCGACGACGCCUCGUCGUGGGUCGUCUCCAAGAUCGCCAACACUGCGCCUCUCUGCGGCGCCUCCAGCUCGUCUUCGGUCCCUGCUCCUUCGUCCAGCGUGCCCGCUUCGUCGGCCAGCGCCUCGACCCCUCUGUACACUGCCACUGUCUCAGCCACUCCUGUAUACAGCUUGACUGCCAGCGUCUCGGGCACCCCGGUCCCUAGCCCAACCAAGGACGCAUCCUACGGCGGCGGCUACCCCGUUGGCGGCGCUCCUCAGCCAACUUCCCCCGUUGUCGUUGCUCCCCUUCCUGAGCCCAUCAAGUACGAGGCGUGUGUCCUCAAGGUGCACGUUGAGUACGCGUACAUGUAA